Molecule: messenger RNA, 705 nt
Organism: Miscanthus lutarioriparius
Lineage: Eukaryota; Viridiplantae; Streptophyta; Magnoliopsida; Poales; Poaceae
Source: the annotation of a GenBank genome assembly
AUGGCUACCAUCACUGCCGCCGCUCGCUGGAGCUCCCCCACCCGCCUCAAGCUCCUCACCAGCCGCCGCCUUUGCUUCUCCGCCUUCUCCUCCGCCGCGUCGCCCACUUCUGCAGCGGGGUUCGGCUGGGCCGACGCCCUCCGCGUCGCCGGGGACAGCGGGCGCGGCGACGAGUCCGACCUCUCCGGGUACUUCCGGAAGGUCAAGACCUGCAACCGCGGAAUGGACAAAAAGGGGCAGUUCGUGGAGUUCGCCGUGGAGGAUCAGGUCGUGGGGUACAUCCACAAGGGAUUUAUCGAACACCUCAGAAACUUUCAUGAUGUUUUUACCAUUGUCUUGGACAACAAUGGCAGCAACACUGUGGAGCAUGUGUCUCUCCACUCAUCGCUAAGGACUCCAGAAGACAGAACACAUGCUAUUGGAAGUGCCGUUAAAAGCCUUGGAGAAAUGAUUCCAGGUAUUCGAAACGAGGCCUAUGGAGUUCAUAUGAAUGGGUAUGUUGAGAAGGAUGAUGAGAAAUUUCUUUGGAUUGGCUUUAGAUACAAAAGGGAUGUUCUCUUCUGCUAUGACCUCAAACUUCCUGCUGAUUUUGUUCCUAAUAAUGAAGAUGGUGAGGUUGAUAGCUUUAGACUAAUCCCUGUUCCACAUGCUGCAAACAUUAUACGGAGGAGUGGUGAUUGUUCCUACCUUCCUUUUGCUGUUUAA